Molecule: messenger RNA, 1480 nt
Organism: Gossypium raimondii (Peruvian cotton)
Lineage: Eukaryota; Viridiplantae; Streptophyta; Magnoliopsida; Malvales; Malvaceae
Exons: 11
Coding region: 182-1480 (432 amino acids)
Biological process (GO): activation of GTPase activity
Molecular function (GO): GTPase activator activity
Source: RefSeq, a predicted model, not a curated record
UAUAUUUGUUUCUUUCAAAAACUUGACUUGGCUGGGCUCUCAUAUAUCCCCCCUGCAUUUCCUUUGAUUUUUCCUUUCUGGGCAUUUCAUUUUCUAUUCAAAAGCUCCAGCUUUUGGUGCUGUUGCUGCAUAAACAAGAAAAUAUUUUUUUUUUGGGUUCAUAAAGGAAAUCUCUUGGUAAAUGUGGGGGGCUCCUGCAGAACCUGCUGAUUCUUAUUAUGAGGUCCGGCCUGAAUGCACUGAUGUGCCAGUAACCAAAUUUAAAAUCAAGCCCGGUAAAACUCUAAGUGUAAGAAAAUGGCAAACUUCAUUUGCUCCAGAUGGGCAGCUGGAUAUAGGCAAAACUCUAAAUCGAAUCCACCGUGGGGGGAUCCAUCCAACAAUUAGAGGUGAAGUUUGGGAGUUUCUACUUGGCUGUUUUGAUCCUAAAAGUACCUAUGAAGAAAGGGAGCAGUUACGGCAGCAACGAAGGGAACAAUAUCAGAAAUGGAAGAACGACUGUCGUGAAAUCUUUCCUGUUGUUGGAAGUGGUCAAUUUAUUACAGCACCUGUAAUAACAGAAGAUGGUCAGCCAAUUCAAGACCCUUUAGUACUUUUAGAGGCAAAUAAUGCAGAUGGUCCGAAUAGUACAGAGAUUGUGCAGGAGCUAAUCAAUCGUGGUCCUUUGGAUAAGAAAAUAAUCGACUGGCUGCUCUUAUUACAUCAAAUAGGUCUGGACGUAAAACGAACUGACAGGAGCUUAGUAUUCUAUGAGAAGCAAGAGAAUUUGUCUAAACUUUGGGAUAUUCUCGCUGUAUAUGCCUGGAUAGAUACAGAUGUUGGAUAUUGUCAAGGAAUGAGUGAUUUAUGCUCCCCUAUGAUAAUUCUUCUUGACGAUGAAGCUGAUUCGUUUUGGUGCUUUGAACGUUUGAUGCGCCGAUUGAGAGGGAAUUUCAGAUGCACUGAAAGUUCUGUUGGGGUAGAGACACAACUUAGUCAUUUGGCUGCUGUAACUCAAGUUAUUGAUCCUAAACUUCAUCAGCACUUAGAGACACUAGGUGGAGGUGACUAUCUGUUUGCUGUUCGAAUGCUAAUGGUUUUGUUUCGCCGAGAGUUCUCAUUUUGCGAUUCGUUGUAUUUAUGGGAGAUGAUGUGGGCACUGGAAUAUGACCCGGAUUUGUUCUACCUAUACGAAGAACCAACACCAAGUCUGGAGGAAUCUAAGAAAAAGGCAAAAUCAAUGCGUCAUUAUGGGAAGUUUGAGAGAGAAAACAUGAAAAUAAAAACCGAUGAAGCCCCCCUCCCCAUUUCUGUUUUCCUUGUUGCCAGUGUCUUAAAAGAAAAGAGCACCAAGCUACUGCACGAAGCUCGGGGCCUCGACGACGUUGUUAAGAUUUUGAAUGAUAUAACUGGAAGCUUGGAUGCCAAGAAAGCUUGUAAUGAGGCAAUCAAACUUCACAAGAAAUAUUUGAAAAAGGUACUUCUAGUUUCCUUCUUGUGA